UCAUGCUUCGCAAGAUUGGCCAGCCGUAUGACGCUUUUCCAUCUGCUAUACGAAUGCUUCUGGCACCUAAGGUAUUACUGAAACACUCCUUGUCUCGCCAUUAUUCUAUCAUCCGCUUUGCGACCGACAAGUUCUGUUCUAGAAGAACCCUAGAAGUAGCAUUUACCUAACUCGCUACUCCCUACUACCACCCGACUCGAUCUUUGUGACAAAUUUGGCGUUGGCGAUGAUCUCUGAAUCAUUUCUCCAGACGCCCAGCUUCCAGAAUGAUCUAACAUCCACCAAUGCUUCAUAAUCAAUUGCCCUGAUAAGACAGGCUUCCUUUUACGCCUUCAGAGACUCUCCCGUAAUUCAUACACAAAUUCAAGAUGGCUCAACCCACCCAAUCCAAGCAGUGGCUCACCAACCAAGAUGGCGUCGACAAGAUUUACCAAGGAGAGGCAGCCAUUCCUCAACCCGGCGAGAAGGAGGUUUUGGUCAAGAUUCACACCGUAUCUUUGAACUAUCGCGAUACUGAGGUCUGUGAUGGUGGAUACAACCAUCACAAGAGCAUUGGUGGAGAAAACAAGGCCCUCGUUCCUGGAUCUGACAUGUGCGGAACUGUUGUCAAGGCUGGACCUGGCGCUUCCUUGAAGGAAGGACAAAGAGUCUUAUCUAUCUUCCUCCAGACUCACCAAACUGGUCAGGUGCAGGAAAGCGACAUGGCUUCCGGUAUGGGAUUGCCUCUGGAGGGCGUGCUCCAGGAAUACCGUGUUUUCCCCGACACUGCUCUUGUCACUGUGCCCGACUACCUCAGCAACGAAGAAGCUGCCACAUUGCCAAUCGCUGGCACCACAGCAUUCAUGGCCAUGAACUGGAUGCAGCCCAUGGGCAAGCCUAUCAGCAACCCCGAAACCACCGUUUUGUUCCAGGGUACCGGUGGUGUUUCGAUCAGCGGUUUGCAAAUCGCAAAGGCAUGCGGCCUUAAGGCCAUCGUUACCUCAUCCUCGGACGAGAAGCUUGAGAAGGCUCGUGAGCUCGGAGCCGACUACACUAUCAACUACAAGAAGUUCCCCAAAUGGUCCGAAAAGGCCAUGGAAUUCACCAAGGGCAAGGGUGUCGACAUGAUCCUCGAGUGCGGUGGUGCCCAGACUGUGCGCCAAAGUUUCGACUCAAUCGCCUUUGGUGGCCUGAUCUCGAGCAUUGGCUACCUCUCGGGGAAGCAGGACACCGAGAGUGAUGCGCUUAACAUCAACGUCUUGGCCUUGAGACGCAAUGUCACACUCAAGGGCCACAUCAACGGCCCCAAGGACAGAUUUGAGGAAAUGUUGCAGCUUUACGCUCAGAAGGAGAUCCAUCCCGUGGUGGACAAGGUGUUCAGUUUCGAUGAGACAAAGGAUGCCAUGCAAUACCUUGCCAAGGGUGGUCAUUUCGGCAAGGUCGUCAUUAAGAUCGCAUAAAGCUAACCAGUAAAUAAAAAUUGAUCAUGCAUAAUCGCUUGCCGUUAUUAUCGGAUAAAAAUGAAGGCUGGCUUUGCUGGAAUGUAACAGCUGCAGCUGCCUGUACAGCUGUACACCGCCUCAAAGCUCCGGCGGCUGCUUCUCACAAGCAUCUGGAC
Aureobasidium pullulans EXF-150 is the source of this 1597-nucleotide messenger RNA. RefSeq names its product zinc-binding dehydrogenase. Lineage: Eukaryota; Fungi; Ascomycota; Dothideomycetes; Dothideales; Saccotheciaceae. The transcript has 3 exons. Gene Ontology annotation, molecular function: oxidoreductase activity. The coding region runs from base 369 to 1439 and encodes 356 amino acids. The record is from RefSeq and is a predicted model, not a curated record.